GUUGUGCCAGAUUUUCAGUCAGGACCACUUACCCAGUAACCAUAUUUGAUGGUGCCUAAUCCAGGCUACAUUGGUCUUCCUCCACCAACUUGGCCUACUCCAGGAUGUAUGGGCCCUCCACCACCCCCUCUUCCAAUUUCGAUUCCUCCUCCGUCUCGCAAUUCCAGCCUAUUAGUUGAUUCAGAGACACCUGGAAGCUCUAGUACAUCUCCUCCAUCAGAAACUGCAUCGGUUCCUAAUGUUGUCACAAAACAAAGAUUGGUUCCAGAUGGAAAAAUAAGUUGGUUACCUUUCCCUCCUGGUUCGCAAAAGAUUACAGAGAUCAUCAAGAAACGGUAUGAUAAACCAUAUAAAAAGUUUGGGGAUGUCCCUCUUCUGACAAAGAAGUUUUGGUUUAAGGAGUGGAAGAGCCAUUUUCUUAUUGAUGACGAUGAUGAGGAGUUUUUUUGGAAGGCUUUCAAAUAUAGGACAAGUAAGCGAUUUAGCCAAAUGAUGUCGGAUAUCCGUGAGGGUGUGGAUACAACCCACGAAUGGCUAAUUCCUGCUUACAAAAAGUUGUUGGAAAAGUACUGGGAAACGGAUGAGAAAUGGAAAAAUAUAAGGAAAAAAGCGAGGGAGAAUCGAGCGUCACUCUUAGGUGGUUCUGUCCAUUGCGGUGGUUCUAUUCCACUGAGCUCAACUAUAGAGAGGAUGAAGAAGCAGUUAGACCGUACACCAACUCAUGAGGAAGUCUUCAAGGAAACCCACACACUUAAAAGUGACAAGUCUAAAUGGGUGGACAAACGCUCUCAAGACACUCAUGAGAAGUUUAUAAAAAAGUUAGCAGAAGUUCAGGCCCAACAUGUCGAGGCUCAAGCACAAGGAAUGGAGCUACCACCAAUUGAUGAAGAUUUGAUUUGGGAGGAAGUGUGUGGUGGGCAAAAGAAGAAUCGAGUUUACGGAAAAGGAGCAUUCUUUUCUAGCUCUAUUAAGUCUAGAACCACUUCUGCCAACUCUGUAUCUGGAAGAGCAUCUACAAAUCAAAAUUCUACAGAUGAGCGUAUUAGUAAGUUGUUAGAUACACACUUGGCUCCUUUGGAAAAGACUCAAAAGAAGUUAGAAAAGUUAGAACGGGCAAUUGGAAAGGCCAAGAAGGAAAAGCUGAAACAGAAGAGAUGGAAUGAGGCUUAUGUUAGCUAUUACAAGAAGGUUAGAGCGUCAAGUAGUUCCACUACUGCUCCACUACCACCGCCACUGUCACCACCGCCACCUUCAAUCUCUUCGGAUGAAGACUAUGAUGAUGAUAGGGAUGAAGAUGACACUGAGGACUAUAGUUGA
Arachis duranensis is the source of this 1317-nucleotide messenger RNA. RefSeq lists its product as uncharacterized. The transcript has 6 exons. The record is from RefSeq and is a predicted model, not a curated record. Bases 49 to 1317 code for a protein of 422 amino acids. Lineage: Eukaryota; Viridiplantae; Streptophyta; Magnoliopsida; Fabales; Fabaceae.